CCGCGUGCCGCUCUUUGAUUACGGACACGGAUUUGACCGACUUACGUACGCGAACAAAACGGUGUUGCGGGGCAACUUCUCUGAAGCUUCAAGAGCUUGAAGUUCCCCCACCAUUUCCGAUACACAAUCAAGCACAAGCACUGUCUAUUUUACGAUCUAUCACUCGCAAACAUGGCCACUGACCGUGAUGUGCUGCCUGACAACAUCAAACCAAUUCAUUACUCCCUUUCCCUAUAUGACCUUGAGCAUGGUGGUGCAUUUAGCUAUGAGGGACAAGUUUCAAUCGACGUCAAAAUAUUGAAGUCAACCAAGGAGAUAGUUUUGAACACUCAUCAAUUGAAGAUACAUGAGGCCGAGGUGAAGAUCACCAAGACUGAAGACUUGCACAAGGCUUCGAACAUAUCCUAUGAUGCACCAAGACAGCGAGCGAUUGUAUCAUUCGACGAGGACCUAUCGCCUACACAUAAUGCACAAAUUGUGAUUAAGUUCCAGGGCACGAUGAAUCAGUCCAUGGCAGGCUUUUACCGCUCCCGUUAUAAGCCAACUGUACCAGCUGCUCAAUCGGUGGCGCGCGACGAUGAGUAUCAUUACAUGUUCAGUACUCAAUUUGAAUCAUGCGAUGCGCGACGAGCGUUCCCUUGCUUCGACGAACCCAACUUGAAGGCUACGUUCGAUGUAGAGCUCGAAGUACCAGAAGAUCUCGUCGCCUUGAGCAACAUGCCUGAAAAGGAGGUCAAAAAAUCCUCUAAGUCUAAUUUCAAGAUUGUCUCCUUCGAGCGAACCCCAAUCGUCAGCACAUAUCUAGUAGCCUGGGCGAUUGGUGAUUUUGAGUAUGUGGAGGAUUUCACUCGGCGGAAAUAUGAUGGAAAGAGCCUUCCGGUCCGAGUGUACACUACCAAAGGUCUCAAAGAGCAGGGCCGAUUUGCCCUCGAACAUGCACAUCAAAUCGUGGAUUACUUUUCUGAAAUCUUCGGUAUCGAAUAUCCACUCCCUAAAGUUGAUCUGCUAGCAGUUCACGAAUUUUCUCACGGUGCGAUGGAGAACUGGGGCUUGAUCACGUACAGGACUACCGCUGUAUUGUUCGACGAAAAGACCUCCGACGCGAGGUUCAGAAACCGAGUAGCCUAUGUAGUAGCGCACGAACUUGCUCACCAGUGGUUCGGUAACUUGGUGACUAUGGACUGGUGGAGCGAGCUCUGGCUGAACGAAGGUUUUGCGACAUGGGUUGGUUGGGUUGCCACUGACUACCUUCAUCCUGACUGGAACGUCUGGAGUCAGUUUGUCGCUGAGGCGGUUCAAACAGCAUUCCAAUUGGAUUCACUACGGACAUCUCACCCCAUCGAAGUCGCUGUUAAGGAUGCACUUGAAGUCGAUCAGAUAUUUGACUCGAUCAGUUAUCUCAAAGGUAGCUCAGUCAUACGCAUGCUGAGUUCACAUUUGUCGCAAGAUGUUUUUUUAAAAGGGGUGGGAGAUUACCUACAGAAGCAUAAAUACGGCAACGCUACUACCAAUGAUCUUUGGUCCGCUCUGAGCAAAGCCUCUGGCCAAGAUGUCAACACAUUCAUGGACAUCUGGAUUCGAAAGAUGGGUUUCCCUGUCCUGACGGUCGCUGAGGAGCCGGGUCAAAUAAGCGUUAAGCAGGGUCGUUUCUUAUUCAGUGGUGACGUCAAGCCUGAGGAAGAUGAGACGAUCUGGUGGAUUCCAUUGGGCUUGAAGACUGGACCAAAAGCUAUGGAUGCUAACGCAGGUGCCCUCACGACGCGUGAGAACACCAUUAGAGAUAUUGACGACAGCUUUUACAAGCUCAACGCAAACCAGAACGGCUUUUACAGGGUCAACUAUCCCCCGGAACGACUUGUAAAGAUUGGCGAGGCAAAGGACAAGCUUACAGACGAAGACAAGAUUGGCCUGAUUGGUGAUGCAGCUGCCUUGGCAGCUUCAGGUCUUGGAACUACACCUGCUCUAUUGGCGCUUGUGGAGAACUUCAGGGACGAAGAGAACUACCUGGUAUGGCUUGAGAUAUUGACUAGACUGGGUAACAUUCGAUCAAUCUUCUCUGAAGACGACGAAGUCAGUAAGGGUCUUCGGCGAUUUACCUUGACCCUCAUCAGUCCAAUCACAGACAAGGUCGGCUGGGAGUUCAAAACUGGGGAAGACUAUCUGACUGGACGGCUUCGUGCUCUGCUCAUAGCCACAGCUGGCCUGGUCGGACACGAGGGUGUUGCGGAAGAAGCUAAACGUCAGUUUAAUGCCUACACCAGCGGCGAUAAGUCUGCUAUACACCCGUCUCUACGAAGCGCUGUGUACCGGAUCGCUGUCACUGAGGGUGGUAAGGAAGCCUACGAAGCAGUAAGGUCAGACUAUGCUACAACAACGUCGAUUGAUGGUAAAGACGUAUGUCUAUCUGCGAUGGGUAGAGUACAAACUCCUGAGCUUGCGAAAGACUACCUGGAUUUCCUCUUUUCGCCCGCAGUGGCAGUUCAAGACGUGCACAGUGGAGGCAUGUCCCUCGGUGCUAACGCGAAGACUCGUGCUGCGGUGUGGGAGUACAUCCGCGACAAUUGGGAUAGUAAGAUCUACUCAACUUUGAGCGAUAAUAUGGUUGUACUUGAACGAUUCCUUCGCACAUCCCUGAACAAAUUUGCCAAUUAUGAGAUUGAGAAAGAGAUGUCUUCCUUCUUCGGUGGCAAGGAUCAGAGGGGUUUCGACCGGGGUGUCAGCGUCAUCAGCGAUACCAUCAAGGGUAACGCCAAGUACAAGGAACGUGAUCUGCCAAUCAUUCGAGAAUGGAUCAAGGCACAUGGCUAUGCCAAUCCCAUGAGCAGUCUAAAACUGUAAGACUCUACUGCAAUCUUCAAUACACCGGAAUGUACUGUUUCAUAGUGGGUAAGGGAGCCACAGCUUAUACAUAACACAUUGGCAGCGAGUACUAUAGAAUUGAAGCUCU
Molecule: messenger RNA, 2947 nt
Organism: Pseudovirgaria hyperparasitica
Lineage: Eukaryota; Fungi; Ascomycota; Dothideomycetes; Acrospermales; Acrospermaceae
Exons: 12
Coding region: 172-2838 (888 amino acids)
Biological process (GO): peptide catabolic process; proteolysis
Cellular component (GO): cytoplasm
Molecular function (GO): zinc ion binding; metalloaminopeptidase activity; peptide binding
Source: RefSeq, a predicted model, not a curated record